Messenger RNA from Amoebophrya sp. A25, 5965 nucleotides. Lineage: Eukaryota; Dinophyceae; Syndiniales; Amoebophryaceae. The record is from the annotation of a GenBank genome assembly.
UACUAUUUUUACUCCACUAUCAAUAACGCGGCGACUACCCAAGUACAAAGACUAGAACUACACAAAGACUAGGAAACAGAAAAAAGAUGUCAACAUCUUCCCGUAUCCUGAACUCUUCGUGCCUAGGCCUACUGAAAGUAGGACCAGGACCACGUCUUGCAGCUCUUAUGGCCGCUGCACCUGCCUUGAUUGACGCUGCUGGCUUCCUCUCUGGGUCUUCUUUCUCAGGAGGUGCUUCUGUCUCUCCUUCCUCAGGAGGUGGUGUGUCUUUGGAUCCACCACAAGAAAGUGAGGAGGAUAAAAACAAACGUCGUGGGGAACGUAAGGACGAACUCCGCAAGCUGGUCCUCUCUGCUCUCGAGUUUAACAACGUGACUGUCAAGCAAGGAAGAGAAUUUGACCCAAUUCCAAAAAAUCCGCAUGGAACUGUCGCUGAUGAUAAGUUCACGCUGCCGACUCCCUGGGUCUCUACGUAUCCUCGCGACGCGAAGGACACGAGAGCUUGGAUGGUUCCCUAUGGCAUCUUCACUCUGCAAACAAUCGAGGGCUUUAAUCUUGAAGGAGAUCAUGAAAAAUUGCAAAUCUUUCUGCGCCUGACUGAUGAACAAAAAUCUCUGCCCCUGGCUAAGAAACAAGAGCCUGAGUUCUGGAAGACACUGCUGAGAGAUGCGGCCAUUCCUCAAUCUCAGGGAGAUGAUGAUGCAGCAGGAGCAAAAAAGAGUGGAGAAGAAGGGUCUGGCUCUGCGCUCGUGGAGGUCAUCAAGAAUGUAAAAUACAACGGCAAAGACGUCCACGACGUUUUGGACCUACCCAUCCAUGUCAUGGAUACUUUAAAAGCUGGCAUUGGCCACAAAUUGCUGGAUUCGGCUAAAUUUGCAUCUACUAGAGAAGAUGAUGAACACUGGCAGAAGGUGUUUUCGAUUUUGCGUCGCUUUCCUGAAAUGGCGAAUUUCUCGGCGAAUGGCACAAGGUACACGGCCUUGAUGCAAGCCGCGACGCAGCACAACUUUGAAGCUGUCAAAAGUUUGGUGAACACUUACCACGCUUCUAAAGAGACGGUGAUAACGACGAAGGUGUCGCCGAUGAAACCCGGUCUCGUCUCUCACUCUCUCCGCAGUCUCGCUAAUAAAUUGUCGCCAAAAGUCCGCAGCUUUCUCUUUCCCGAGGAUCACGUCAAAUUGACCUUCGACAGCUCUUAUGACGGUGUGAACAGAGGAGUAUCGGUACCAUUGGGUAAAGAAGUCGCACAGGCUUUAGCAGGAGGCUGUUCUCAAGGCCGCCCCGGGCCGCCCGUUGCUGAGUUGCUCAAGAUCGAAGUCCAAACCUUGCAGGAACUACUCGCGGCUGCGCUCAGCGAGCCUUCGGUCAAGAUUCUGCAUCCUACAACCAAUGUGGCUCUAGAGAAAACGGAAUACAUCGACCUGUGCGAGGUUCUGGAUACAACUAGCAAUGCCCGACCCGUAGUUGUUGUACAACGUCAAGAUGAUCAAGAACAACCACAAAGUGCUACAACGACUCCGACUCCACAAAAAUUAACUACUCCGAAGAAGCUGUUGUACAUUCUCGUUGUAGAGGGUUAUGACGAUAAGAUUUUGCGGGACUUGCGCAACAAGCCGUACGAUUCCGUGACGCCGAGCACAGAGGUUGGGAACGACGACAACAUUAUGGGAAAUAUCACUAGCAAUAACUUACGCUUGACGCCUCGCUGGAACGCUCAAGGCAGCCGCUGCAGCAAUAAAGGCGCUCGUGGUGGUAGGGGAGGAGGAUCCGGUGCUCCUGUUCCUCCUGCUGAAGGAGUAGAUCAAUCACAAGAAGCUGCAGGAGCAGCAGUCCCACAGAAAGAUGAAGAUGGAGAACAAAAAUACGUGACUGAAGAAACCCAUUUGCAAAACCUAGAGACGAUGGGUGUUGUGGUCACGAUGAAAGGAAACGGUGAGAGCUCUGACCCCUUCUAUACACAACACGAACAGAAGGGGUCUAUCGUCUAUGAGGCUGAAGACGCAGUUUACUUGCCGAUGUAUGCAGAAGCGCUGCGAAAGCUUUUCCCAAGACUGGCAGACUUUGGGUCAACAGAAGAAGAAGCCGAAGCGAUUUUUGAAGACGCCAGACAGCGCUUAGGAAAAGAGAACUCCGAGAUCGAGGAGAUCUUUAAUACUCGAGCCAAUGGAAUAACUAAGGGUCGUAAGAAUCUGGCGAUGAUUCCAAAGAAAACUUGGAUCCGUUCUCUGAAAGACAUUGUGGAGAAAUUGCAUCAAGCAGUUGUGCGGGACCACGCUAAGGGAGACGAUGUGAGCGAGAAGAAUCGUGUGCAGGUCAUCUUUAACGUCGAGUCCAGUGGGGACCUGGCGCAGCCCUACAAGUUUUCAGACAUCGCCACGGUGAUUACGUUCGGGAUGACCUUUCAAAUUGGUAACCUGGCUUUGAAACGCCUUCUAAUGCGAUGGCAAUCUACUGCAGCGACAGCUGUCGACGAGCUUACCGCAUUGGGCCCGAAUCCCUUUAUUCUCAGUAACGAAAAAGGUGACGGAAGGAUCCUCUUACAAAGUGAAAUGACAUCUGCCAAGUCCGCCACAACACAACAGUUAAUCGCGGACAACCGUGCAAUGCUGAGCGGUGUGAUGCCCCUGCUCGGUGCCAUGUUCAGCGAUCCAGAACUUUCCGCUUGGGAAGCGCAACCGAUGCACAACGCCGUCAUUGUCGGCGUGAACGAGAAAUUUUUACCUGGGAGUACACGACCCGCGCCUUAUCAUCUGAAGAUCAUUUCGAGUGCUUACAUCAUCCGUGAAAAUGCUGAGGGACACCGUGUUGGGCCGAACGUAGUCGAGCCUAACACUGCUCAACAACAACAACAAAAGUCCGACAACGCCAUUGCGGAUCCUUUCAAAAAACUCGGUGAAAUCUACAAAAACAGCGAGAAGCAUCCUGCCCAUGUCGUGUUAUUCUACAACGAUUAUCCACUCAAGUUAAGGCUCAAGAACAAGAAUUUAAUUGUUACAAUUCAUUUCUACAAGUGUAAGCAAGUGAUUCUGAAUCUGAAGGAGUAGAUUUCAUUCUCCCUGUUGUAGUUUAUUGAUCCAUCUUAGGACGACUGGGAGAAAUGGGGGCAAGAGCUUCAAAAAGAAUAAUAAAAAUGAACAAUGAUUUUAAAUUGGGCUCUAAUGAAAGUGAAUGCAGAUGAAGCACCCUCAGCAACCGCAAAAAGUUCAGGGUUUGGUCCGAAACCGGGUCAAUUUCUUGCAGCCAUGACGCACUUUGCGGACAUGAAGCGACUCCGCUGGGCCUCUUUCGCUCAGUUGCGCACCUUUUUCGAAGCCCUGUUAUCCGAAGAAGAAUUCCAAGACUGGGAAAAACGGAGAGUGGACAAGUACCGAAAGGCUGGCAUGCCGUAUGAUCGACUCUAUCCUGAAGACCAGGUUGAAGGGCAUGUCGAUGCUGGCAUUUGUCAAGCUGGGGGAGCACGACGAUUGCAGAAGAAGGGCCUUUAAGAGUCCUACUAACUAAGGCCCUUAGGCUGGAAGGCCCUUAAGCUGUAGAACGAGACGCUGACAAGGAGAAGAAAACGUUUUCACUUCUACAGCCUAGAAGGGUCGUGAUAUUUAACUACUAAGUUGCUGGAUGCUGCUAUUAGAGAAACAGACCGCAGACGAUCAUGCUAUCUGAAGCCCACUUACAAAAAUUACAUAUUUCUACAACAUUUCAAACGACAGAAACAAAAUUAUUUUCCUUUUGUUUUCUUCGUUAGGUCUAGGUGGAUCCACCACGGAGCGCUGACAUUAUUUGUUGUCUGUCUGUUUCGUAGUAUUAUACUCCAUGAUUAUCAGUAAUUGUGAUUAUUUGGGUCGUGCCCUUAAUGGGUAGAUUGCUACUAAAAAUUCUAUUAUAAUUGAAGGCGUCCUCAUCAAGCCUCUCUUGUCUCUACGAGAGUCUCCUCUCUCUACAAGAGUUGCUGCAGGACGAGAAGACGUACUAAUGUUCAUCAUCAUGGUGCCGAAUAGAUUCAACAAGUCAUCAUAUAUGUAGAAAAGUGGUGACUUGGUCUUACUUCAUGCGAAGACAAGUGUACUACUAACUAUGUUGUAUUCAUUCUUCAUCCCAGACAUGAUGAGGUGGUAUGCAGCGAGGUAAGACGAAGAGCGAAUGAGACUUUUUAAUAGACAAGCGGAGCUAGUCUAACCUUGAAAGUCGCACUAAGGUUUCCUGGUGGGUGAUUUGACAAGAAGACGCGCGAAGCGCCUGAUGCAGAAGCUCAGGACGUAGUAGCUUCGAGAAAGAGGUAGAAACACAGUCAUACAUAGUGGGAACACAAGCUAGACAUAGAGGUUUGUGUGAGACUUGGUCUAAACACACGAAAACCGACUUCAUAUUCAGGAAGUUCAGCACGUAAGCUACUGUCGUGAGAAAAGUAGACUACGACUACGCGAUAAGUAAGUUUUUUCCAAGAUCUUCAAAGAUGGUUCCUUGACAAGGGAGGUGAGAAAAAAGAGGAAAUGCGCAAAGCAGCAAGUGGGUGGGUCAAAAAAGGAAGAAGGUAAAACAGGGGAGAAAGACGCCGUUAGGGGAGAAAAAGGCGAGAUCUUCCGAGAUAUUUCUUCUAUUUGAGAAAACGAAAAAUAGCUGAAAACAAAAAGCUUUCUAGAAGAGCAGCAAAAGGAGGAGCUCUUUGAAAGAUAGAUGUGUCUUCAGUGUUUCUCAGUUGUCGUCCGUAGAUGCACUAGUUUCUGAAAAGAGGCUCCGAGUCUCUAUUUCUGAAAGUGAAGUAGAGAGUGUAUGGGAAAGAGGAGAGAGAGCAGUUUUUGAAGAAGAAUCACAUAGGAAACGUUAGAAAUCUAGUAGACGAGAAGAGAAGAAGGAGAAAGUCGUGCAACUGAGACCCAGCUUGAAAGAAGAGCAUUAGACAUGAUUUCAUUCAAAAAAUCGAAUUCACCUCUUAUGGAGGGGAUCGAAAAGUCGAGUUCAGCUCUUUCCUUCGACAAAUCGUAUCUUGGCGAUUUGAUCGAGCUUCAGGCUGUUCUUGAGUCUUCACCCCUGCUGCCGUGCCCGAUGGGAGGAGGAAAACAGAGUGGCGUGAACGCGAUCAAAGGGAAGCAGGCUCCGUACAGGAGCAGAAGCAGACAGUCUCAGCUCGAGGUGAUACCACGAAGUUAGUGAGAAUGACGCUGGCGGAGCGACAGGAAAAUUCUGCCUGUCCGGGUAACCCCCUCCUUUGCGCCUGUGUUUGGAAUCGGCCGGUUCGUAGGCAAUUAGGGCAUCGUGGUAGAAGAAGGCUGAUGGACUCCACCCAUCGCCGUCAGGCACACCGGACAUCACUGGGGUCACCCUUUCGGCGAUCUUGGCCGAAAAAAAAAGUAGGGCCUCUAAAUCUGAAUCUGUCACAAUAUUCGGGAUUCUUGUUUACUCGAAGAUUCAUUUUGAUUAACUAGGAGAUAUUUUUAUUUUCAAAAAUUCUACUGUGGUUCUUGGACGAUAAUUUUGUAGCGAGAACUAUUUCCAUCAUUUUCAUCCCUCACCUCGUCUUCUGCAGAUCUCAUUUCAGAACGUGUAACCAGAUGAGACGAUUUUUAUGAUUAUGCCUGUACCUAUAUAUAAUCUUUUACCUACUAUGAUCCUUUCUUUUUUUUUCCUAGUUAGCUUGGCUCCACCUGUAUUAUGCCUAUUUUGUCAGGAGUACUACUAGCAUAGUCAUAUCAUCUUCAUCACAUUACGGAAAACGUAAACGUUUGAGCAUCGCAUAACGAUCUAUUUUCGUCUGGAAAAGUUGAAACUGAUUUUUUGUCAUCGCGGAAACUCACUAAAUUUUUUUGGCACUGAGUGACUUCUAAUGGGAUUCUUCACAAGAAGAACUCUGUCAUAUCAACAUAAGUUUACAAAAGUCGUCUCUACUCUUCUACCGCCAGACAUUGUGCUUCAGAAAGUUCGACAAGAACAAACAACUUAUCUAUUUUAGGCGAUAAUUCACGAAUUUCAC